Messenger RNA from Entamoeba dispar SAW760, 312 nucleotides. RefSeq lists its product as uncharacterized. Lineage: Eukaryota; Evosea; Mastigamoebida; Endamoebidae. The transcript has a single exon. The record is from RefSeq and is a predicted model, not a curated record. Bases 1 to 312 code for a protein of 103 amino acids.
AUGAGAACAACUCCUCUUUCGAUUCCUUUUUCUUUCUUUCGAUCCACUGCUGUUAUCACUUUAAAUUUUGCUUUAACUUCUUCUAUUAAUUUAUAUACACAUUUAAUGCCUUUUUUCUUGUGUCUUCUUUCUUUAAUCUCUUUGCUCUUUUCCUUCUUUAUUCUUUCAGUCUUUAAUGCUUUCUUUCCUUCUUGGUUAACAUAUUGUUGUGUUUCGUAUGUUAUUCUUUCAUGUAUUUUACCCCCAUUAUUAUAUAUUCAACGCUCUUCUUUUCAGUCAUUAUUUCAUUCAUUAUUUCUUCAGCCUUUUUGA